ACGGGGAAAAAAGGAACAAAAUAAGGGGAAAAAAAGGGGGAAGAAAACGCAGAGGCUUCGGGGUGGGUGGCGAGAUGUCGGCUGGAUCGCAAGCUAGGGUUCCUCCCCUUCGUUUCUCUUCUCUCUGAUUGCUCCAGUCCUCUUCGAUUCUAGCGGUUGGGCCGAUCGGCAGAGAUGGGAAGAUUCCCAUGAUUCAGCUCGCCGUGGCGACCUGUGAUUUUGUUCUCCGUUGGGGAUCCGCAAUCUUUGAAUAAGGUUAGAGAUCUGCUAGGGUUUUGGAUAUAAUUUUGGUCGAAUUUAAGCUGAGGUUACAAAGAUUGGGCCGUCUUCCAGGUGGAUUCUAAUAAUUUUGAUUUCGUGAGGAGGGUUUUGCUUGAUUAGGUCGGUCCUUCUUGGAUCAAGAAAAUCUCUGCUGUACUUGCCAUCGGGGCAAAGGGAAAAACUUUGUAGCUUUGCCUUGUUUGCGAUCGAAUGGGAUCUCCGUCUCCGUUCCAAGUGGAAGACCAGACCGAUGAGGAUUUCUUUGACAAGCUUGUGGAUGAUGAUUUUGGUGUGGAGGGAUCUGUUCCUCAUCCCAAAGAAAUUGUUAGAGAUAUAUCUAACCUCAGCCUUGAUGAUGUUGGUACAUCGUUGGAGGAUCCUGGCAAUGCUGGAUUGGUUUCCGAAUCAAAUGGUCCGCCACAAAGUGGGACCUUACAGUCUUCUGAGUCUCCAAAGAAGGAUCUUUUGGUCUGUAAGGACAGUGCAUCUUCUAAUUCUCCUGUUGAUAUGGUAGUACCAUCAGAAAAUUCAUCUGGAAGCACUAUCGAUACCGGAGCACAAAGUCUAUCAAACUUUAACAAUGUUGGAUCUAAGGGAACAAGCGUAAAGGAGGUCCAAUGGAGUGCAUUCAGUGUCAGCUCACAGCAGCUAGACAAUGUUGGGUUGGAAACCUAUUCAGACUUCCUUGCUGAAAAUGCUGAUCCAUCUGCUGAUAAACUGAAAUCCAACUGUGACCCAAAUUCUGCUCCUGUGGACAAUCAAAUUGAAAAUAUUGACACAUAUACAAGUUCUUUGAGUGCCCAAGAUACACAACUUUUUGGUUCGGCUACCGAGCAGAACAUUGAUGGAGAUGCACAGUACUGGGAGAGUAUUUAUCCUGGUUGGAAGUAUGAUGCUGGCACUGGGCAGUGGUAUCAGCUGGAUGCUCAUGAUGCAACCACAAAUACUCAGUUUAAUAGCUAUGAUGCAUCUGCUGUGAAUUCACAGGGGAAUUUCAAGGACAAUGGCGAAGUUGCUGUUUUUGAUUCCAAUUCGGGGAGUUCAGAUGUCCUAUAUCUUCAGCAGGCUUCACAAUCCUACUUGGAAACCAUUGCAGAAGAGAGUACAUUACAUACUACUUCUAACUGGAGCCUUGGUUAUCAGGGGAGCACUGAAUACCCACCUAAUAUGGUCUUUGAUCCUCAAUAUCCAGGUUGGUACUACGACACAAAUACCCAACAGUGGUGUACUCUUGAGUCAUAUUCUCAGACUACACAGAUGACACCAACUAUAGUUCAGAAUGAGGUUGUUGCUUCAGCUGGCGUCUCAGAGGGGAACUACAAUGUAAGUGAUGAAUUUGGCCAACCUGAACAAAGCGCUGAUAGUGUCCUGGGAAGCCAAGAGUUUGGCGACGGUUGGAAUAAUCCAACAAGCAGCUAUGUUCAGCCGAACGUGCUGCAGGCUGAACAAGUUGGUGAAAAUAGACAGUCUGGAGGUUUAUCCAGAAAGCAGCAAAUAGGGAGCUUUUACAGUCCAACCAUGCAUGCUGGAAGUCAUACGGAUCAAAAUUUAGGCUUUGGAAAAUUUCAGCCUGUUGUGGAUCACAAUUUUGGCAGCAGUAACGGCAUCACGAGGCCUCACAAUGCUGUUCAUGGGGAAAGCUUGUACCAAAUGAAUAAUCAAAUGCAAGCCCCUAGCAUUCAUAAAAGUUUGUCCAACAGCUACCUAGGCAAUCAGAACUCAGUUGACUACUCUCAGCAUUCAUUUCAUGGCACAAAUGCUUCCUAUUCUCAGUUUUCUUAUGUUCCUCAUGAAGGAAGAUCAGCAGCUGGGCGUCCUGCACAUGCCUUGGUUGCUUUUGGAUUUGGUGGUAAGCUUAUAGUCAUGCCAAAUGCUAGCCCUUCUGGAACCAACUUGAACUAUGGAAAUCAGGAAACUGCUGGUGGCACAAUCUCAAUCCUUAGCUUAUCUGAAGUUGUGUUGAAUGAAGUUGAUUCUUCCAGCAGUGUUUCUGGUAGUGUCUUGGACUACUUCCAUUCCUUGUGUCAUCAGAAUUUUCCAGGUCCGCUUGCUGGUGGGAAUGCUGCUACUAAGGAUGCAAACAAAUGGAUAGAUGAGAGAAUCUCAAGCUAUGAGUCUCCUGUCACUGAGUUCCAGAAAGGGAAACUUCUGAAGUUGCUUUUUUCUUUGCUCAAAAUAUCACUGCAACAUUAUGGAAAACUUCGAUCUCCUUUUGGAUCUGACCCAUCACUAGAGGAUGUAAAUAGUCCAGAGAUGGCGGUUACUAAGCUUUUGGCAUCGUCUAAAAUGAGCAAUGCUCCUUUAGGAGAGUAUGGUAUAUAUUCUCAUUGUUUGACUAACAUUCCAUCAGAAGGACAACUUCAGGCAACUGCUACUAAGGUACAGAGCCUUCUUGUUUCUGGUAGAAGGAAAGAGGCCCUCCAAUGUGCAGAAGAAGGUCAUCUGUGGGGCCCUGCACUUGUUCUUGCUGCACAGCUUGGGGACAAGUUUUAUGUUGAUAUGGUGAAGAGGAUGGCACAACAUCAGUUUACAUUUGGAUCACCUCUACGAACACUGUGCCUUCUUAUUGCUGGGCAACCUGCAGAUAUAUUUUCUAUGAACAAUCUAGUUACUAGCUCAUCUGUAGCUUCACCUAGACAGCCUGCAGAGAUUCAAGCCAGUGGUAUGUUGGAUGAGUGGGAAGAAAAUUUGGCCAUCAUUACUGCAAACAGAACUAAGGAUGAUAAACUUGUAAUUCUUCAUCUUGGAGAUUGCCUAUGGAAAGAGAGAGGAGAGGUAACUGCUGCACACACAUGUUAUUUGAUUGCUGAAGAAAAUAUUGAGUUGUAUUCAGACAGUGCAAGACUCUGUCUUAUUGGUGCAGAUCACUGGAAAUAUCCCAGAACAUAUGUGACGCCUGACGCUAUUCAGAGAACAGAACUAUAUGAAUAUUCAAAGGUUCUUGGAAAUUCUCAGUUCAUCCUACAACCUUUCCAACCAUAUAAGCUGAUCUAUGCCUACAUGCUGGCUGAAGUUGGAAAGAUUUCAGAUUCACUGAAGUACUGUCAAGCAUCUUUAAAAUUGCUGAAGAACUCUGGUCGUACUUCUGAUGUUGAAAUGUGGAAGUCAAUGCUAUCAUCCCUAGAGGAGAGGCUGCGCACUCACCAGCAGGGUGGUUAUGGUACCAGCUUGGCUCCUGCAAAUCUUGUUGGAAAAUUGUUUACCACCUUCGAUAGGUCCAUUCAUCGCAUGAUUGGUGCACCGCCAGCACCUCUGCCGCCAUUGCCACAGGGAAGUGUAAAUGACAAAGAAACCUACUAUGUUGCCCCAAGAGUAGCAAAUAGUCAGUCGACCAUGGCCAUGUCCUCUUUAGUCCCGUCAGCAUCAGUGGAAACCAUGAGUGAGUGGAAGGGUGAUGAUGGUAAACAGACUAGGCACAACAGAAGCAUUUCAGAGCCUGAUUUUGGUCGAAGCCCAAAGCAGGAUUCAAGCUCAGAUGGUGCACAAAGCAAAAAGACUGCAUCUGGUGGGUCACGUUUUGGACGCAUUGGCUCACAACUUCUUCAGAAAACCAUGGGGUGGGUGUCAAGAUCCCAUCGCCAGAUUCCUGGUAAUGUGAAGGUAAAAUUGGGUCAAUCAAACAAAUUUUAUUAUGAUGAACAACUUAAGACAUGGGUGGAGGAAGGAGCUGAGCCUCCAGCUACCGAAGCUGCUCUACCACCACCUCCAACAGCAACAACAUUCCAGAAUGGUAUGCCUGAUUACAACAUCAGUAACACUUUCAAGAGUGUGACCAACAUCAAUGAUGCUUUCAAGCGGGAAAGCCUUACCGACAGGGAAGGGCCAGUGGCAAAACCCUUAGUUCCCUUGGAACAGAAAUCGACAAUUCCACCCACUCCACCCAGCCAAAACCAGUUUUCCGCUCGUGGUAGAAUGGGGGUUCGUUCAAGAUACGUGGAUACAUUCAACAAGGGCGGUGGUGCCUUGACAAACACUUUCCAGUCACCUGCAGUGCCAUCCAUGAAACCAUUGGUUGGUGCAAAGUUUUUUGUGCCCACAGCAGCUGCAGCUGUGGAUGAAGGGGAAACUGAUGCAGCAGGAGAAAGCAACCAGGAAGUCACCAAUGAUAACGAAGAACCAUCUAAAUCAGCAACAGCAGAAGCAUCGUUUUCCUCGCAGGGAUCGUCGUCAUCUUCAUCAUCGAUGCAACGGGUUCCAAGCAUGGAUAAUAUUACACCUCUUGGAAACAAAGGAUCUGCAGCAGCGGCAUCGUGGAGUGGUAACGGUCCCUUAUCCAGAAUGAGAGCAGCAUCUUGGAGUGGGACUUACACCAACCCACUCCAUCAAAACGUCACUGGGAUGAAUCCCACUAGUGUUGGGCAUGGUAUGACAACAUCCUCACCCAGCAACACCGCACACCCCGGUUCAGUCAGCAGCUUGUCUCUGCAGCAGAACGGUGGUUCCCUGGGGGACGACCUGCAUGAGGUUGAACUCUGAUGCAUCGCAGCAUCAAGCAUGGGUUGCAUCUGGUCUUCAACUCCCAACUCCAUCCUACAAAACCAAACGGAAUAGGAGAAGUGGAUUUGAAGAAACUUUACAGGAAAAAUCUAUGGUCUUGUGGGAAGCAUUGGCCCCAAAUGUUUUCCUUUGUAACUGUUGAGAUCAUGAGGUGCAUGAGGUCAUGUCAUGGUGUCCUUUUACAUGAAAGCAGGUGGGUGUUGAUGUGCAGAUAAUUUGUUGAUUUAUUGAACCCAUAUUGUUUUACAUACAAUAAACAUAUAAAAGAAAUUGUUGGUCUUGAAAACAAAGAGUUUUUGUCUCUCAUUUCUUUGUAGGAUUAAAGACAAUAAACCGCUAAAGCGGCAAUCAAGUUUUGAGCAGAA
Messenger RNA from Musa acuminata subsp. malaccensis (wild Malaysian banana), 5123 nucleotides. Its product is annotated as protein transport protein SEC16B homolog. Gene Ontology annotation, biological process: Golgi organization; COPII vesicle coat assembly; autophagy. Lineage: Eukaryota; Viridiplantae; Streptophyta; Magnoliopsida; Zingiberales; Musaceae. The record is from RefSeq and is a predicted model, not a curated record. Gene Ontology annotation, cellular component: endoplasmic reticulum exit site; ER to Golgi transport vesicle membrane.